CUUCCUACUUCCUGCCGCUUAAUAACCCCCACUCUCUCUCUCUCAUAUGUAUAUUACAUACGGAGUAUAUAAAAUAUAAAAAAACUUAGAACAGAAAGCUUGAUAACUGAUAUCCCGCAAUCAUUCACCCCCUUUUCUCUCUCUCUCUAUAUGAAAUAAAUCUCUGUUCUUAUUCUCCGGAACAAACCUUUCAUCAAACAAGAUCGACAUGGUUGAAACCAGACGAAGCUCAUCUUCCUCGAAACGUCCGCUCUCUUCUUCAUGUUCUCCUCCUCUUCCCAACGGCAAAAGGUCAAAGGCGGCGGAGGCUUCGUCAUCAACGAACGAGACACCUCGUGCACCUCCGAUCGGAACCCUAGGUCCGGCGAAGGAAUCGGGUUGUGAAUCUAAGGGACUGGAGGUUCGAUCGUCUGAUCCGCCAUGUGCUGAUCUCUCCAAACCAUCCGAUGGAUUUGAUGCGACUGUACCAGAAAAAUCCGCAGCUGUUCCAGUGGAAGAUGAGCCCUUGGUGUCUCCAACGUCUCCAGGUGAUUCCGCAAUCCAUGCGGAGAAGACAAAGUCUGGUGGCUCAGUGUUGAAUCGGGCCAAAAAACGGCAACUGAAAUCAAAUGUUAAAGUCGCAUGGGGAAAGCUUCUCUCCCAGUUUUCUCAGAAUCCUCAUGUGAUUAUGAGCAGUCCCAUAUUCACUGUUGGUCAAGGCCGUCAAUGCGACUUGUCACUGAGAGAUCCAUCCAUUAGUAAAUCUUUGUGUAAUCUGAGGCGCAUAGAGCCUGAGUUAGGAGGUUCUUCUGUAACCUUACUAGAAAUUACUGGGGGGAAAGGUGCUGUCCAAGUAAAUGGCAAGGUUUACCCUAAAAAUUCAACUAUACAUCUGAAUGAAGGUGAUGAGGUGGUUUUUAGUUCAUCUGGUAAACAUGCUUAUAUUUUCCAGCACCUUGUCAGUGACAACUUAGCUGCUGCUGGCAUGCCACCUUCAGUAAGCAUAUUAGAAGCCCAUAGUGCUCCGUUUAAAGGAUUACAUUUUGAGGCAAGAUCAGGAGACCCAUCAGCUGUUGCAGGGGCAUCUAUAUUAGCAUCUUUGUCUAAUAUCAGGAAAGAGUUAUCUCUUCUUCCUCCACCGUCACGAAAUGACGAGGAUGUGCAACAAGGUCCUGAAAUGCCUAUGUUACCUUCUGCUUGUGAAGUGUCUGAUAAUCCUAUUCUGGAUGCUGACAUGAAGGAUACUGAUCAUAACGAGGAGGCCGGUAUCUCAUCGAGGGAUAAAGCUGUUAUUCCAUCUUCUGAUGCUGCUAAUGAAGGCCUGAAUCUUGAUGCCUCUAACGAUGGAGAAAUCGGCAAAGUCCCUGGGGCAACUCAUGAAUUACGGCCUCUCCUGAGGAUGCUUGCACGAUCUUCUGCUUCUGAGUUUGAUUUGAGUGGUAGCAUCUCGAAAAUUCUUGAUGAGCAAAGGGAAAUAAGAGAAUUGCUCAAAGAUAUUGACCCUCCAAUUUUAUCAUCAACAAGGCAUAAGGUGUUUAAAGAUAGGUUGCAACAAGAAAUUCUCAAUCCGAAUGACAUUGAAAUUUCAUUCGAAAACUUCCCAUAUUAUCUAAGUGAGACCACAAAGAACGUUUUGAUUGCUUCUACAUACAUACAUUUGAAAUGUAAUAAAUUUGCAAAGUACACCUCUGAUCUCCCUACCGUGUGCCCAAGAAUAUUAUUAUCUGGUCAGGCAGGUUCAGAAAUUUAUCAGGAAACACUGACCAAGGCACUUGCCAAACAUUUUGGUGCUAGACUUCUAAUAGUUGAUUCUCUUCUAUUGCCCGGCGGAUCAGUCCAAAAGGAGUGUGAUCCUAUAAAAGAAAGUUCAAAGCCUGAAAGAGCAAGUGUGUUUGCUAAACGGGCUGCCCAAACAGCUGCAUUGCAGCUCAAGAAACCAGCUUCAAGUGUUGAAGCCGAUAUAACUGGUGGGUCUACCAUAAGCUCUCAGGCUCAGCCUAAGCAGGAGGCAUCUACUGCUUCAUCAAAGAGCUAUACAUUCAAGAAAGGUGAUAGAGUAAAAUAUGUGGGCUCAGUAUCAUCUGGAUUUUCUCCUCUUCAAGCUCCUCUAAGGGGCCCGACAUAUGGUUAUAGAGGCAAAGUAAUACUUCCAUUUGAAGAUAAUGGAUCUUCCAAAAUUGGGGUUAGGUUUGAUAGAGCUAUUCCAGAAGGCAAUGAUCUUGGGGGCCUUUGCGAAGAUGACCAUGGUUUCUUUUGUGCUGCUGACUUGCUUCGCCUGGAUAACUCUAAUGGUGAUGAUAUUGACAAGCUUGCCAUUAAUGACCUGUUUGAGGUUGCUUCAAAUGAAAGUAGACACAUCCCGCUAAUUUUAUUUCUGAAAGACGUAGAGAAGUCUAUGGUGGGUAAUCCAGAGGCAUAUGCUGCUUUCAAGAUUAAGCUUGAAAGUUUAUCGGAGAAUAUAGUGGUUAUCGCUUCCCAUACCCAGAUGGACAACCGCAAGGAGAAAUCCCAUCCUGGUGGUCUUCUGUUUACGAAGUUCGGGAGCAACCAAACAGCACUCUUUGACCUUGCAUUUCCGGAUAACUUUGGUAGACUGCAUGAUAAAAACAAAGACACCCCCAAAACAAUGAAGCAGCUCACCCGUCUUUUCCCGAACAAGGUUACUAUACAGAUGCCUCAGGAUGAAACUCUACUUUUGGACUGGAAACAGCAGUUGGAUCGUGAUAUCGAGACUUUAAAAUCACAGUCAAAUAUUGUUAGCCUUCGCUCAGUUUUAAACCGAAUUGGGCUGAACUGCCCUGACCUUGAAACAGUGUGCAUAAAGGAUCAAGCCCUGACAAAUGAAAGUUCGGAGAAAAUUUUAGGAUGGGCUUUGAGUCACCACUUUAUGCAUUUCUCUGAAGUUUCGGUUAAAGAUGCCAAACUUGUGAUUUCUAGCGAAAGUAUUAGGUAUGGGCUUAACAUUUUACAGGGUAUUCAAAACGAAACCAAAAGUUUAAAGAAAUCACUUAAGGAUGUGGUUACUGAGAAUGAAUUCGAGAAAAGACUUCUCGCGGAUGUUAUUCCUCCUGGAGAUAUUGGGGUUAGUUUUGAUGACAUCGGAGCCUUAGAAAAUGUGAAAGAUACUCUGAAAGAAUUGGUGAUGCUACCUCUUCAAAGGCCAGAAUUGUUUGGUAAAGGACAGCUGACAAAGCCUUGCAAGGGAAUACUUCUCUUUGGACCUCCUGGUACUGGUAAAACAAUGGUUGCAAAAGCUGUUGCAACUGAAGCUGGUGCAAAUUUUAUUAACAUAUCAAUGUCAAGCAUUACUUCGAAGUGGUUUGGUGAAGGGGAGAAGUAUGUCAAAGCGGUGUUCACGCUGGCUAGUAAAAUUGCUCCUAGUGUUAUUUUUGUCGACGAGGUUGACAGCAUGUUAGGAAGACGUGAAAAUCCUGGAGAACAUGAAGCAAUGCGUAAAAUGAAGAAUGAGUUCAUGGUGAACUGGGAUGGUCUGCGUACAAAGGAUAAGGAACGCGUACUUGUACUUGCUGCCACUAAUAGGCCAUUUGACCUUGAUGAGGCUGUUAUCAGGAGGCUUCCCCGAAGAUUGAUGGUAAACUUGCCAGAUGCUCCAAAUAGAGAGAAAAUUUUAAGAGUUAUUUUAGCCAAGGAAGAACUUGCACCUGAUGUUAAUCUUGACGCAGUUGCUAACAUGACUGAUGGGUAUUCAGGAAGUGACUUAAAGAAUCUUUGUGUGACAGCAGCCCAUUGUCCCAUAAGAGAAAUCUUAGAGAAGGAAAAGAAGGAGAAAGCCUUGGCAUUGGCAGAGGACAGACCCUUACCUGCAUUGUGCAGCAGUUCAGACAUCCGACCUCUGAGCUUGGAGGAUUUUAAAUUUGCUCAUGAACAGGUCUGUGCAAGUGUGUCAUCAGAUUCUACAAAUAUGAGUGAGCUCCUCCAGUGGAAUGAACUAUAUGGAGAAGGUGGAUCGAGGAAGAAGAAAUCCCUCAGCUACUUCAUGUAGAGGAGGUUUCUUGAAGUGUAUAGCAUCCCUUAUUUAAUUGUUCUUUUUCACCAUCAAAGCUUAGGCUAAUCUCAGGGAUCUGUAUUGAUGGAAAUCCUGUUGCAGGUCUCUCCCUCCCAAAAGCCCUUUCCCUCUUCAGGUCCUCGUGUAUUAUAUUUAGUUUAUGGAUGUUUACCCCUAUAAAAUUUAGAGUAUAUAUUGAACAUGUUUUUAUACCAAUUUUUGCAACUCUAGCCCCCUGCUAUAUGUAUAUACCAUUCGAUUAAUUUAAUAAGCAUCCUCUUGUUGGUUUCUCUGUA
Messenger RNA from Cornus florida, 4281 nucleotides. RefSeq lists its product as uncharacterized. Gene Ontology annotation, cellular component: mitochondrial outer membrane. Bases 209 to 3982 code for a protein of 1257 amino acids. The transcript is spliced from 27 exons. The record is from RefSeq and is a predicted model, not a curated record. Lineage: Eukaryota; Viridiplantae; Streptophyta; Magnoliopsida; Cornales; Cornaceae. Gene Ontology annotation, molecular function: protein binding; ATP binding; ATP hydrolysis activity.